This is a messenger RNA of Zymoseptoria tritici IPO323, 1041 nucleotides long. RefSeq lists its product as uncharacterized. The transcript is spliced from 7 exons. Lineage: Eukaryota; Fungi; Ascomycota; Dothideomycetes; Mycosphaerellales; Mycosphaerellaceae. Gene Ontology annotation, molecular function: peroxidase activity. The annotation marks the transcript as partial. The record is from RefSeq and is a predicted model, not a curated record.
UUCGUUCCUCCAGGAGACGGAGAUGCGCGUGGACCCUGCCCGGGACUGAACGCAAUGGCCAACCACGGCUACAUCCCGCACAACGGCAUUGCUACCAGACAGCAGUUCAUAGAUGGAACAAACGCGGUCUUUGGCAUGGCUCGCGACUUGGGCGGCUUCCUUGCCAACUACGGUGCUUCCGUCGACGGCGACGGGGAACAGUGGUCAAUUCGUGGUGUUCCUCACACCGGCAUUGCGGGCUCCCACGGCAACUACGAGACGGACAGCUCGCCGCUCCGCGCUGAUCUGAACCAGUACGGAUCCAACUCCAGAUUGAUCAUGUCGCAGUUCAACUCGCUGUACGCUCGCCAGCCAGAUGCUGCCACUGCCAACUACAACCUCGAAGUACUGCGCGACUUCAGAGGCGAGCGCUUCUUGGAGAGUAUCAACAAGAACCCCUACUUCACCUACGACCCAUUCGCCGGUAUCCUCGUUUCACAGGCCGCCUUCACCUUCAUUUACCGCUUCAUGGGUAACAAAUCGUUGGAAUACCCUGAGGGCGUACUCAACAAGGCCAACUUGAAAUCAUUCAUGUCCAUUGAGGGAGAUGAGAAUAACCUGCGUUGGAACCCAGGCCAUGAGCGUAUCCCAGACAACUGGUACAAGCGCAACCAAGCCGACGAGUACUCCAUUCCAUACUUCUUCUCCGACAUUCGCUACUUCGCCGAGACCCAACCCGAGAUCCUCGCCGUCGGCUGCAACCAGGGCCGCGUGAACUCGUACAACGGCAUCGACCCGUCCGUGCUCUCUGGCGGCGCAUACAGCUCGGCUGAUGUCGCUAAGAACCCGGGAUGCUUUGCAAGCUCUUUCCUUGCUGCCAGCGCGGCUCAGAGCAGCGACUCCCAGAUCAAGGCUGCGGCAUCCCAGAUCACUGGGCUGGUCAGCGGCUUGGGCUGCGCACCCAUCACGGCUUUGAACACCACUUCAUUCUCGCUGUGCCCUGGAUUCUCCCGCUACGGCGGUCCAGAGGGCCCAGUGGCUCCAGGCGCCAUUCAGAACUAG